This is a messenger RNA of Hibiscus syriacus, 852 nucleotides long. Its product is annotated as probable calcium-binding protein CML23. Gene Ontology annotation, molecular function: calcium ion binding. Lineage: Eukaryota; Viridiplantae; Streptophyta; Magnoliopsida; Malvales; Malvaceae. Bases 79 to 681 code for a protein of 200 amino acids. The record is from RefSeq and is a predicted model, not a curated record. The transcript has a single exon.
UUUCAGCUUUCUCAUAUAACCACCACCCAGUUCUAGCACAAGUACCUUUCAUUUACGACUUUCCCUUUCUUAGGAUCAAUGCUAAGUUCUUGCAAAACUUGUUGGAUCUCUCUGUCUAAGGGAGCUAAAACGUUUUUUAAUGUUAACCGGUGCAAGAGAAGAUCAAAGCGUCGCAAGUUGUCGUCGAGUUUCGAUUUGGAAACAUCGUCUUUCGCCGCCUUGGAGAUAUCAGGUCAGUUUAAGCAAGUCUUCAAAGUGAUCGACUCAAAUGGGGAUGGAAAGAUAUCUCCAUUGGAGCUCAGCGAAGUGCUUCUGUGCCUCGGACAUGAAAAAUCCACAGCCUCCAAAGCUGCCCAAGGAAUGGUCAAAGAAAUGGAUUUCGACGGUGAUGGUUACAUCGAUUUGGACGAGUUCAUGCAUGCAGUCGUCAAUGACACCAGCGACGGAGCGAUGAACGGCGGGGAAGAUUAUCUAAUGGAUGCUUUUCUCAUCUUCGAUAGUGAUAAAAAUGGGUUAAUCUCGGCCAAAGAGUUGCGUAACGUUUUGAAUGGCCUUGGGUUCAACAAGUGUAGCCUUCAACAGUGUACGCGCAUGAUUAGACGUGUUGAUAAGGGCGGUGAUGGAUUUGUGGACUUCAAAGAAUUUCGAUCAAUGAUGAAGGCAGCAGAGCGUACAAGUUAAAAAGAUCAUGGAUGAUGGUCAAAGCUUUGAAUAUUCUCCGGCUACUAAAAUUUCUGUGUAUUCUGCGUCUGUACGUACAAGAACCGUUCUAUCUUUUGAAGGUGAGUCUGAAAAUCUAAGGAGUUGACCCUUGAGCUCUUUGUAAAUUAUUAGCCAUAUCCGCUUACUGUA